CGCCUCUCUGCUCUUUCUCCAUUUCGAGAUAAGGCAAUAUAUCUAUCCCCAGCUCCUCCUCCUCAGCCUCCCGCGCCUCCGCACCUCACCACGGCUACCGCCGGACCUCGCCGGCGUCCCCCGACGAGGUUUCUGAAGGACUCAAGAUUCUGAUACAGUUCCCCUAAAUUCAGUAUGACGCCAGUGGUUCAUUGCUCUGUGGGCAGCGUCAGCCUGUUCCACAUAGGCAGUUUCAGGCCCAGCCGAGAAAUCCAGAUAAGAAGGUUCCGCGGCUCGGAGAGGUACUCGAGACUAACAUCGCCGUCGCAUCAUGGGCUGCUGCAGCCGCAGACAGCGUUCCGCUUGAUCAGCGUCUACAAAACAAGCUGGUCCUCUGCCAGCAGGCUAAGGACCUUGUCAGCAGCAGCUGUGGAGACUGAUGUUGCGGUGGAGGGCUCGUCAUCUCCAUCUGGAGAAACUUCCGGUGAAAGCUCCGAGGCCGCACCUGCCGCUGCUGAAACUACUGAGCAGGCGCGCCCAGCAGCUUCUUCCGCUCCCAAGAUAGGACGCAACACGCGCAAGAGCGAGAUGCCGCCACUGAAGGACGAGGAUCUAGUUCCCGGUGCAACUUUUACUGGGAAAGUCAGGUCUAUCAAGCCAUUCGGAGUCUUUGUUGACAUUGGGGCAUUCAGUGAAGGCCUUGUCCAUAUCUCCCGAGUAAGUGACGGUUUUGUCGAAGAUAUAUCUACCCUGUUCAGUGUUGGGCAAGAGGUGUCUGUGAGAUUAGUGGAAGCAAACAAGCAAACAAAACGUAUCUCCUUGACAAUGCGGACGGGUGGAGAUUAUGUCAAGGAGGCACCUAAUGCCGCAAGCGGUGGGAGGAGUCCAAGUUCAGCUGCACCCAGAAGCUCACCAAGGCAAACAAAGGAUUACAAGAAGAUAGAUGAGGAAAAGUAUGCACGAGGAAAAUCUCUGACUGGCAUUGUCAAAAGUACAAACAGAACGGGGUCAUUCGUGACACUGCCUGAUGGAGAUGAAGGAUUCCUCCCAAGGGAAGAGGAAGCGGCCGCACUUUUUACCCUUAUCGGGCAUUCCGGGCUGGAAGUUGGUCAAGAGGUAGAUGUGAAAGUAUUGAAUGUAUCACGAGGGCAGGUCAACUUGACAAUGAAGGGGGGAGACAAUGAUGAAGACGAGUUGGCAUCGUUAAACACAAACCUGAAGCAGGGAUGGUCCAGAGGAACUAACGCGUUUGAGUUAGCUUUCCGUAAGAGCAAGGAAAUCUCUGCAUUCUUGGACCAGAGGGAAAAGAUAACAGUUCCAGAAGCACAAGCAGAAGUUGAGAGUGAGACUUCAGUUGCAACUUCUGAGGUUGAUAGCAAAGUUGAUGAGCUCGUUGAGCCUCCUGCACUUUCUGCUACUGAAGUUGAAAGCAAAGAGGAGAAUAGUUCUUCAGCCCAAGCUGUGACCGGCACCAUUGAGGAAAUCACUCCUGUGGCUGAGGAGCCACAAGCAUCAGUAGAAGAGGUUCCUGCAACUGCAAGUACCGAGUCUGUCGAUAAAGAAGCUGCUCUUGAAACUGAGGAAGUAGUAGCCUCGAGUGAGGAAACCACAGAGGUUGCUGCUGCUGGAGCUGGAGAAGCAAGCACAACCACAGCAACUAUUUCUCCUGCUCUUGUCAAGCAGUUGCGUGAUGCAACUGGAGCAGGCAUGAUGGACUGCAAAAAGGCUCUCGCUGGAUCAAAUGGUGACAUUGAUAAAGCUCAAGAAUUCCUCCGUAAGAAAGGGCUGGCAGCUGCUGACAAGAGGGCUGGACGAGCCACUGCGGAGGGAAGAAUUGGUUCUUACAUACAUGACAGCAGAAUCGGUAUCCUUCUUGAAUUGAACUGUGAGACUGACUUUGUAUCGCGAGGUGAUAUCUUUAAGGAGCUGCUCGAUGAUCUUGCCAUGCAAAUCGCGGCUUGCCCUCAAGUUACGUACAUUUCUAUUGACGACGUCCCUGAGGAGGUUGUGAAGAAGGAGACGGAGUUGGAGAUGCAGAGGGAGGAUUUGCUGUCAAAGCCUGAGCAGAUCCGCUCUAAGAUUGUCGAGGGCCGAGUAAAGAAGAGGCUUGGAGAGUUCGCAUUGCUUGAACAACCAUUUAUCAAGAGUGACAAGGUCACAGUUGGUGAAUGGUUGAAGCAAACUAUUGCUACAAUUGGAGAGAACAUGAAGGUCAGGAGGUUUGUUCGGUACAACCUGGGCGAAGGGCUGGAGAAAAAGAGCCAGGAUUUCGCUGCUGAAGUUGCAGCCCAGACAGCCGCGAAGCCACCACCAGCUGCUCCUCAGAAGGAUGACAAGCCCGAGGAAACUGCAGAAACUGCAGAGAAGAAACCAGCCGUGGCAAUUUCAGCUGCAUUGGUAAAGCAACUCCGAGAUGAAACUGGUGCUGGUAUGAUGGACUGCAAGAAAGCGCUCGCCGAGACUGGGGGUGACCUUCAGAGCGCUCAGGAAUUCCUCAGGAAAAAGGGUCUCUCCUCCGCAGACAAGAAGUCGUCUCGCCUAACCGCUGAAGGCCUGAUUGGCUCGUACAUCCACGACAACCGCAUAGGGUGCAUGAUUGAGAUAAACUCUGAGACCGACUUCGUGGCUCGCAAUGAGAAGUUCAAGGAGAUGGUGAACGACCUAGCAAUGCAAGUGGUGGCAUGCCCUCAGGUCGAAUACGUCUCAGUGGAGGACAUACCGGAGAGUAUUGUCAGCAAGGAGAAGGAGAUUGAGAUGCAGAGGGAGGACCUGCAGUCGAAACCCGAAAACAUCCGGGAGAAGAUUGUGGAAGGGCGGAUAGCAAAGAGGCUCGGAGUGAUGGCCCUCCUGGAGCAGCCCUUCAUCAAGGAUGACAGCAAGACGGUGAAGGAUCUCGUGAAGGAAACGAUCGCUGGCCUGGGAGAGAACAUCAAAGUAAGGAGGUUUGUCAGGUACACCCUCGGCGAAAACUGAUGGAUGAGACGGUGAUCUCCGUCACGAUCCCUGAAAACAGGAGUUGGGCACAUUUUGAUUCACCGUGGUGCAUAGCUGUUACUAGUUUGUACUGAGUUCCAUGUAUAAUUUUGUAUCACCUGUUAUUAUUGUUCCUGGUUCCAAACAAGACAUUUUUUUCACAGCCUUGAAUGUAGAUGACAGGAGAGAUAAAUAUAUCGUCGAUGAAAGGAUUACGGCAAA
Molecule: messenger RNA, 3174 nt
Organism: Lolium rigidum
Lineage: Eukaryota; Viridiplantae; Streptophyta; Magnoliopsida; Poales; Poaceae
Product: polyprotein of EF-Ts, chloroplastic-like
Exons: 4
Coding region: 175-2952 (925 amino acids)
Biological process (GO): mitochondrial translational elongation
Cellular component (GO): mitochondrial matrix
Molecular function (GO): protein binding; translation elongation factor activity
Source: RefSeq, a predicted model, not a curated record